Chanos chanos (milkfish) is the source of this 3616-nucleotide messenger RNA. RefSeq names its product integrin alpha 4 (gene itga4). Gene Ontology annotation, biological process: integrin-mediated signaling pathway; cell-cell adhesion; cell-matrix adhesion. The transcript has 28 exons. The coding region runs from base 116 to 3160 and encodes 1014 amino acids. NCBI's taxonomy places the organism in Eukaryota, Metazoa, Chordata, Actinopteri, Gonorynchiformes, Chanidae. The record is from RefSeq and is a predicted model, not a curated record. Gene Ontology annotation, molecular function: integrin binding. Gene Ontology annotation, cellular component: integrin complex; external side of plasma membrane.
CGCUGUCAAGGAAAGUUAAUGAUGUGAAGCAAAACUUCACCGAUUUUUUAUACCUUUUUUUUCAACGCGAUUUUAACAGUUUUCUACAUUUAAAGUGCCUUCUCUUGAGAAAAAAAUGACUCGUGAAACUAUGGAGAAACUACGAUCGAGAGGAUCUGACUGUAGUUUCAACCAGUUCCUGACAAUUUGGGGUUACAUGUGCUUCUUGUUGAGCCUCUGUGACUCAUACAAUCUGGAUGUGGACAACUCUUUGAGUUUCCGUGGACCUAAUGGAUCUCUGUUCGGAUACUCUGUUCUUUUGCAUGAACAUAAACAGGAAAGAUGGUUGGUAGCUGGGGCACCAGUUGAUGAUUCUGUCUCUGAGUCCUCAAUGAAAAAAACAGGAGCGAUCUAUAAAUGCAGCAUUUCAGACAGGACCUGCCAACGACUUCACCUCGCUGUGCAGGCGUGCGGGAGGACCUGUACUCCAGAGCAUGAUAACCAGUGGCUUGGUGUGAGUUUGGCCAGGCAGCCUGGCCAAGGACGUGUGUUGGCCUGCGGACAUCGCUGGAAGAACGUGUAUUACGCUGAGAGCCAGAACAAGCUGCCCCAUGGCGUCUGCUUCAGACUGGACUCUGAUUUGGCUCAGUCCAGUCAGCUGAUCCCCUGUUACAGAGAUCAUCAGCGGAAAUUUGGUGAAAGUUAUGGCUCGUGUCAAGCUGGAAUAUCCACUUUUCUUACUGAGGACCUGAUAAUAAUGGGAGCGCCUGGUACCACAUACUGGACCGGCUCAGUUCUGGUGUAUAACACAUCCAGCAAUGUUCUGGCGGCCUAUAUUAACGAUGAAGACAUGGUGCAGGUCGGCAGUUAUUUAGGCUAUUCUGUUAGCGCUGGCCACUUCCACAGUCCUCACAGCACAGAGAUCGUGGGCGGGGCACCCCAGGAUGACCAGACUGGAAAGGCAUACAUAUUCACGGUUGAAGGCAACACUCUUCAAAUCAUCAAAGAGACAAAAGGAAAGAUGCUGGGCUCCUACUUUGGGGCCAGUGUCUGCGCUGUGGAUCUGAAUGCUGACGGCUGGUCGGACCUGUUAGUGGGCUCUCCCAUGUAUAGCAUAGCGAGGGAAGAAGGCCGAGUGUAUGUUUAUAUCAACCAGGGAGAGGCAGAUAUGAAAGAAGCGGAGUUUGAAUUGACGGGCAGUAACCUGUAUGCGGCGCGGUUUGGAGAAGCCAUAAUGAACCUUGGUGAUAUUGAUGACGAUGGAUUUCCAGAUGUUGCUAUAGGAGCCCCUCAGGAGGAGGAACUAGUGGGAGCUAUAUAUAUCUACAAUGGAAGGAAGAACGGCAUUGCACAGACCUUCUCUCAAAGGAUAACUGGGACCAUGUUGGGCAAUGACCUCAAGAUGUUUGGCCAGUCUGUGUCUGGAGGAAUUGAUGUUGAUGGCAACAGUUACCCAGAUGUGGCUGUAGGCGCCUUCCUGUCCAACUCAGCCGUUAUACUGCGAACGCGGCCUGUGCUGAGGGUGGAGGCGUACAUGUUGCUGCCGCCCAGUGUGAAUCGCUCCAUCACCCUUUGUGCAGAAAAUGGCCAGCCCACCGUGUGCCUCAAUGUCACCGUGUGCUUCAAGGUCAAGGGCAAACACGUCCCAGGACUCAUAGAGCUGCGGUACAACCUGACAGCAGACGUCCAAAGCAAAGAGAGCUUCUCCUCCCGCUUCUACUUCAGUGGAAAUGGAACAUCCAACGUAACGACCGGGCGAGUCAAAGCAAAGCACGAAAAACUCAUCUGUGCCACACACCAAGCCUUCAUGAGGAGAGAUGUCCGAAAUCUCUUCACCCCCAUACGUUUUGGGGUGCAGUAUGAGCUGGGCGACCACAGCGUGGCCAGAACUGGCACCAAGGCCCUCCGCCCCCUCACACCUGUCCUGCAGCAGAGAGACGGACACAGCACCCUCGUCACCAAUACGACUGUCUUUGCUCGGUAUUGUGCAUGGGAAAACUGUUCGACUAACUUGCAAGUGUCUGCAGUGUUGGUGUUACCAUGGUCUCAUGGGAACAUGAAAUAUUUUGCUCUGGGGAGUGGAAAGACCAUCAUGUUGAACACGACUCUGGUUAACGCAGGAGACGAUGCCUUUCUGCCCAAACUUCAUCUGCGCUUCCCAAACAACCUGCACUUCAUUAAAGUCUUAGAUGCCGAGGAGAAAUAUGUCAGCUGUGAAGUAACUGAGGAAAAUGACAUGACCACUGAAGUAGACUGCAGUGUGGGCAAUUUAUAUAUCGCCUCUCUGUCAAAGGUUAACGUAAGCUUUUUAUUGGAUGUGGACCAGAGCAGCAGUGCGGGGGACAUUAGCAUUAGCAUUAAUGCUACAAGAGAGAAUUAUGAGAAUGAGGACCUGCUCUAUGACAAUGUGCUCUCUCUGACGAUGCCCCUCAAAUACGGUGUUGGGCUGAGUGUUCACGGAUUUACCACUCCAUCAACAUUUAUGUUUGGAGAACCAGAGCCCGCCCUAGUCGACUGUCACCCCGAAAAGCUGAAUUUUACAUAUAAGGUCAUGAAUAUUGGGCCAAGUAAAGCUCUGAAUGCUAAGGCAGAGAUUCGCUUUCCUCAUGUCUUGGUACCGUCCCAAACCGUCUUCCUCGAAGUCACAAAUGUGCAGUCAACUCACGGACAUUGUAACAUGAAAAACCACACAGAGUUGCCCGAUGAGGAAUGUCAUGGCACAGAAUUUUCCUUCAUGGAUGAACUUUUCUUUUUCGUUUCAAAAAGCACCAAGCGCAUUAUGUACUGUGACCGUGAAAACCGUUUCUGCGCAGUGAUGGAGUGCAGCUUUGGGAAUUUGGACUCUGGGAAAGAGGUUACGGUUCACGUGGAGGUGGAGCUAAACCCGGCCGCUCUCUGGAGAUUUCGGGGGAGACAUGACACCAUGUUGCUGGAGAGUUAUAUAUCCAUCACAAGCCCCAAGAAUGACUCGCACACCGUUCUGAUCCAGGAGGACCUGUCUGCCACAUUCAUCUUAGAGGCCCAGUAUAAGAAGGAGCUUCAUCCGUCCGUGGGGAUUUUCAUCAUCGUCAUGAGUUCAUUAAUGGGCCUCAUCAUUUUGAUCAUGAUUGUCGUGGCCCUGUGGAAGUGCGGGUUCUUUAAGAGAAAGAAGGAGGACAGCUGGGACUAUGUGCCUAAAUAAGAGACCUGAGCGGAUUGUUGAGUGGCCUGCCACUCUGUGGACUGAUUUCUGAAGUCUGCAGAGAGCAGAGGAGUGGAAGGGAGGGAAGAGGAGACUCUGACAGUGGCCUGCACGGGAAGCGGCGGAGAGGAGUGCUAAAACGACGUGAACUGUAACAGUAAAGGAAAUGUCAAAACAACGUGCGAGCAAAGACACCCGUCUCAGACCAUCCUGAGGCUGUUUGUUAGGGCCCUCUCUGACUGCAGGACAAACCACAUGCACUUUAGCCGUGCAGUGGAGGAGUGGAGAAACGUGUGUGUCUUGCGCUGGUCUAAGCCGCUCUGCUGUGUGACCCUCAGAACGAACUUCCCCAGCAGAACAGGAGACUGAACAGAAUACUUUGACCUUACAACGCUCAACUAUCAGGAAGCUCUAGCCUGCUUACUGUACAAGAGCAUUGCACUGUUUUUCCAAACA